Scedosporium apiospermum is the source of this 1431-nucleotide messenger RNA. Its product is annotated as 3-alpha-(S)-strictosidine beta-glucosidase. Lineage: Eukaryota; Fungi; Ascomycota; Sordariomycetes; Microascales; Microascaceae. Bases 1 to 1431 code for a protein of 476 amino acids. Gene Ontology annotation, biological process: carbohydrate metabolic process. The record is from RefSeq and is a predicted model, not a curated record. Gene Ontology annotation, molecular function: beta-glucosidase activity. The transcript has 2 exons.
AUGUCUCUUCCCAAGGACUUCCUCUGGGGUUUCGCCACCGCCGCUUACCAAAUCGAAGGCGCCAGUGAAAAAGACGGUCGUGGCCCCUCCAUCUGGGACACCUUCUGCGCCAUCCCCGGCAAGAUCGCCGACGGCAGCUCCGGCGCCGUAGCCUGCGACUCGUACAACCGCGCCGGCGAGGACAUCGCCCUCCUCAAGGAGCUCGGCGCCUCCGCCUACCGAUUCUCCAUCUCGUGGAGCCGAAUCAUCCCCCUCGGCGGCCGGAACGACCCCGUCAACCAGGCGGGUAUCGACCAUUACGUCAAGUUCGUCGAUGACCUCACCGACGCGGGAAUUACGCCCUUCGUCACACUGUUCCAUUGGGAUCUCCCCGAUGGUCUGGAUAAGCGAUAUGGUGGGCUUCUUAACCGUGAGGAGUUCCCUCUUGAUUUCGAGCACUAUGCCCGGACCGUGUUCAAGGCUCUUCCCAAGGUGAAGCACUGGAUCACCUUUAACGAGCCCUGGUGCUCCGCCAUUCUUGGUUACAACACGGGUUUCUUCGCCCCCGGCCACACGUCGGACCGUACCAAGUCCGCCGUCGGCGACUCGGCCCGCGAGCCCUGGAUUGCCGGACACAACAUGCUCGUCGCCCACGGCCGAGCCGUCAAGGCCUACCGCGAGGAAUUCAAGCCCACCAACGGCGGAGAGAUCGGCAUCACGCUGAACGGCGACGCCACGUACCCUUGGGACCCCGAGGACCCCGAGGACGUGGCGGCGUGCGACCGCAAGAUCGAAUUCGCCAUCUCGUGGUUCGCUGACCCCAUCUACUUUGGAAAGUAUCCGGACUCGAUGCUUGCACAGCUCGGGGACCGUCUGCCCACUUUCACGGAUGAGGAACGCGCUCUCGUGCAGGGUUCCAACGACUUCUACGGCAUGAACCACUAUACGGCUAACUACAUCAAGCACAAGACGGACACGCCCCCCGAGGACGAUUUCCUCGGAAACCUGGAGACUUUGUUCGAGUCCAAGAACGGCGACUGCAUCGGUCCCGAGACCCAGUCCUUCUGGCUCCGUCCUAACCCCCAGGGCUUCCGCGACCUGCUCAACUGGCUCUCCAAGCGCUAUGGUCGUCCCAAGAUCUACGUCACUGAGAACGGCACGUCGAUCAAGGGCGAGAACGACCUGCCUAGGGAGCAGAUUCUUCAGGAUGACUUCCGCGUCGAGUACUUCGACAGCUACGCCAAGGCCAUGGCGGACGCCUACGAGAAGGACGGCGUCGAUGUCAGGGGUUAUAUGGCCUGGUCGCUUCUGGAUAACUUCGAAUGGGCUGAGGGAUACGAGACGAGAUUCGGGGUAACUUUUGUGGACUAUGCCAAUGGCCAGAAGAGAUAUCCGAAGAAGAGUGCCAGGUCUUUGAAGCCGUUGUUCGAUUCUUUAAUAAAGAAGGAUUAG